Molecule: messenger RNA, 357 nt
Organism: Staurois parvus
Lineage: Eukaryota; Metazoa; Chordata; Amphibia; Anura; Ranidae
Source: the annotation of a GenBank genome assembly
AUGGGGCCCCAGGGCAAUAGGGGAUCAUGGGGCCCCUGUGUCCUUGCCCAAACUCAAAAAAGCCUAUGAAAGGAAUUUGUUCCGUGGGAUCACCAAAAAUUCCCGGCCGAACAACACCUACAUCCAAUCAGAUGCAGCCAGUGCCCAAGUAUGCUGAAGGUGUCGCAGGGUACUCCGACCAGGGGCGGACUGACAUCUCAUGGGGCCCCCGGGCAAUAGGGGAUCAUGGGGCCCCUGUGUCCUAGCCCAAACUCAAAAAAACCUAUGAAAAAGGUACCAGGGGCAUCUCAUGGGGCCCCCUACUGACCCCAGGCCCUCGGGUAGUGCCCCAGUUUCCAAAUGGUCAGUCCGCCCCUG